UCUGCUAUCCUCUUUGGCGAUCUCGGACUUCGGAAUCCACUCUUUCAUGGAUGAUGAUGGGUUCCCUAACGUUCUCAUUCUUCCUCCCUUGUUCCAAAAGUCAUGUUCUUAUGAUGAUUAGGGCACCUAACAUUGACUUUCCAUUCUAUUCCAGGCCACUCUGCCCUUCUAAAUGGCCUCUUCGUAAUAGUCCAACACUGAGACCAAAAUCUCGUUUGAAUUCCCAGAGCUUAGAUAGCGAAGAGGAUGACCGACAGAAAUCAGUUCAAGACCUUAGGGUUCCGGAAGAUUGGCUUGUGCCCUCUAAGGCCCUCCAGGAAUCUGAGUGGCUUAGAGUAACUCUUCACAAUUGGUUGGAUGAUGAGUACUGCCCGGAGGCUACCAACAUUGAAAUUAGCAAGGUUGCAGCUCAAUCAUACUAUGAAUCUUUGGUUGGGAAACAGGCUGACUUGGGUGAGGUACUGUUGAAGAUGGCAGGAGAUUUGCAAUCUAUUUCCUAUCAAGAAAGCUUUCACGGUGCAUUCUCAUCAGCAAACGCAGCAGUCCAUCUAAUUGCCUCACGGAUAGAGCAGAAGUAAAUGUUUCAUCAUGGCGGCGAAAUUUUUUUUUCACCUGUGUCAACCUUCUCAUCAACAAAAGUUUAUGCUUCUUGU
Molecule: messenger RNA, 653 nt
Organism: Telopea speciosissima
Lineage: Eukaryota; Viridiplantae; Streptophyta; Magnoliopsida; Proteales; Proteaceae
Exons: 2
Coding region: 51-578 (175 amino acids)
Source: RefSeq, a predicted model, not a curated record